Molecule: messenger RNA, 8829 nt
Organism: Closterium sp. NIES-65
Lineage: Eukaryota; Viridiplantae; Streptophyta; Zygnematophyceae; Desmidiales; Closteriaceae
Source: the annotation of a GenBank genome assembly
AUGCCCGUCGCGCUCCCGCUCGCCCUCCCACCACCCCAGCGCGCCCCUGUCCCCGCUCCCUCACAUGCCGCGCUGCCGCCCCGCGCCUCCCACGCGGCGCCUCUUCUCCGCCAGCCCACGCUGCCUACUCGCGCCGCGCCCCUCUUGCGCCCUCCUUCCCCCUCCAUUCCGCGCGUGUCCGCCACGUCGUCCUCCGCCGCCCACGCAAGCGCGCGGAUUGGACCCGUGGAGUCCAGUCGCCAAUUAGACCGUUUAGGGGCGCCCUCGCCGCGUCGCAUGCCGAGCGGCGCGUCACUCUCCCCCUUCCCCGCCUCCUCCGCUGCCCGUCUCAGCAGCUCCAGCAGCGCGUGGCUUUCAGGCUCCUCCAGCGCGCGCCCACUUCCCGCGCGCACCUCAACUCCACCACUCGCGCCCUCCCCCUUCACCCGCCAUUCCGCGCUCCUCCUUCCGCGCCCCGCCGUUGCACCCAACGGCCGCGGCGGAGGGCGCAGGGGCAAUGGGCGCGUGGUCCCCUCUUCCCGCUCCCAAAGGACCCCCGCUGCGUCUGACCCGUCCCGCCGGGGAGCCGCAGCGUCCCCCGCCCCCCCAUCCCCCGCGGCUGCAGCACCCCCCAACCCCACCCCCACCCCGCCCCUGGCGGCCACGAGGCGGCGGCGGCGGCGCGAGCGGGGCGUGGGGUGGCGGCGGGUGGCGUGGGCGCUGGCAGCGGCGCUGCUGUGGGGCGGGGGGGCGUACGCGCAGCAGAGGGCGCGGCAGUACGUGCAGGCGCGCGUGCUGCCCGUGGUGGAGGCGGCAGCGAGUGCACAGGCAGGCAGGCAGGUGGCAGUGGGGCGCGUGCAGCAGCUGCUGCCGUGGGCUGUGAGCGUGGGACCUGUGACCAUCGGCCCUGCUGCCUCUGAGUUCUCGUGCGCCCAUGCAGACGCCGUGCAAGUGCGGCCCCCCUCGCUCCCCUCUCCCUUCUCUACCGCCCGCCCCCCUCAGCUGCACCCGGUGGCGUCGGUGGCGCAGGGGCGGGUGGUGGUGGGGGCGCAGGUGCAGCGCGCCACAGUGGUGGUGGCUCAGCAGCCCGACUGGACGUGGCUCGGCAUCCCCGCAGACAUGGACGCCCCCGCCUCCCCCUCCUCCUCCAUCCCUCCUCUCUCCGCCCGAGCCUCCCUGCAACGCCAGGCUCGGGACGCAGCCUCGGUGGCAGCAGCGGAGGAAAGGGACAGGCUGGCACUGCGAGGGGCACAGAUUGAGUACCGAGGGGAGGGGGGCGCGCAGGGACUGGGGGGGAGGGGAGGGGAGGGCGAGGCGGGUGCCAAGGGGGAAGGGAGAGUAGUUGGGGCCACGGAGGUGGGUGGGGGUGGGCCGAGGGUCGAGUGGGAGUGGGUGGAGGAGCAGCAGCGGGCGGCGGAGAGGGCAGUGAGCAACGUGCUGCGAGCAGCAGUGGUGGCGCUGGGGUGGCACGGGUACGACCAGCACCCCCUCUCCGCCACUGCUCCAGCCCCCAGUGCCCCGCCCUCAACACCCUCUGCACCCCCCACGCCCCCUCUCUCUGCCCAGGAGCACCUGCUCUCCCUCUCUGCAUCGGCGGCCCUGGCCCACCUCUCCUCCCUGCCGCCCCACCUCAUGCCCCCCCCACGCCCGCCCCCUGCCCCCGCCCCAAUGCCCACACAGCACAGUGGGGGCAGUGGGAGCGAAGGGGGUGGGGGCCGGGGAUGGAGCGGUGAUGGCACGGUGGGAGGGGAGAGGAUGGCUCGUGAGAGUGGCAAGGGGCGGGAAGGUCACAUGGCGGGCGGUGAGGGGCGGUCGGGGCACAUGGAGAGUGGGGGUGUUAGUGUGGGAGCGAAUGGUGAUGGGCUUUCGAGGAGGGGAGGAGACGGUAGCAUGAGCACGGAAGGCGACAGAUGUGCAGGCGAGGGGGAGGGCAGCGAGUCGGCGCUGAGAGAUGCUCUGGCGCUCGCCAUCCGGCAACGCAUGGCUGCCCCGGUGGGGAUGGGGCUCGUGGAGGGGCAGGUGGCAGGGCAGGUGGGGGGUCAGGUGGGGGGCCGGGGCGAGAGAAUAGGAGUGGAUGUGGAGCAAGAGGUGGAGGGGAGAGGGAGUGGAACGAGAGAGGUGGUGGAGGCACAAGGGGCGUGGGGCGGAGCAGCAAGGAGGGAGGAGGCUACAGACAGGGGGCUUGCCUCAUGCACUGCUGGUGCUGCCACUGGCCGUGCCACGGCCCUUCCUCUUGCUGCUGGCCGUCCUUCCCCCGCGCAGCAGCAGCAGGCGCAGGCACAGCAGCACAGCGGGCAGGCACCGCCACAAGUGAGCGCGGCGGAUUCACAGCAGUGGCAGCAGGAGCAGAGGCAGCAGCAGGCAGAGGUGGCGGUACCGGUGGAGCGGGCACCUCAGAGUGCAGCUGAGCCCCUGCAGCCCCUGCCAUCGCCCGCCCGCAUGUCGAAGGCAGGGUUGCCGGCGCCUGUGUGUGCGCGUGAGUGGGCACUGCGCAAGCUGCACCCAGCAUAUGGGCGAGGGGGGGCAGAGGCGCAGGGGGGGAGAGGAGAUGGCAGCGAGGGGAGGGAGAAGGAAACUCAUGGCAGAGGGGGAAGGGCUGCUCAUGAUGAAGGCACUGCAGCACCAUCAGCAGCAGCAGUGGCGGGUGAAGGAGGGGGAAGUGGAGGGAGGCAGGGCGAGGAGGCAGCAGAGGGAGGUGGAGGACGGUUGGUGCCGUGCAUGGAGGGAGUGAGGGUGCAUGGCGGCACCCUCAUGCUCCUCGCUUACGGCGACCAGGAGCCACGGGUGGUGGAGCACAUAGACGCGCAUGUGACCUUCCCCGCGCUGCCCCACUCGUACAAGCGCAUCAAGGUCGACGCCCACGGCUCCCUCCGCCCCUCCCACAACUUCUCCCCUGCCCCCUCGCCCACCACCCCUUCCCCCACCACCACGGCCUCUUCUUCUUCCUCCUCCUCCUCCUCCUCGUCCCCCCAGCCCCCCGGUAGCAGUGGCAAAAGCAAGCGCUUCUCCUCGCCUUUCCACAUGAUGCCUGGCGGUGCAGCGGCAGGGCGGAAGGAGGCGGAGGGGGGAGCAGAGGGGGGAGCACGUGACGGGGGAGGCGGGCUGCUGCGAGUGGCCGUGGAUGUGGACGAGGACAAGCACGAGUGGGCUGUCACUGUCACCGCACACAACCUCUUUGCACCUGUGAUGGAGCGGCUGCUGGAGAUCCCCUUGGAUUGGUACGGCGGGAGGGCCGACGGGCAGGUGCAGCUGUGGAUGGGCGCGGGGGAUUCAUUCCCCAACUUCAAGGGCAGGGUGAACAUCAGAGACCUCGCCUUCCAAAUCUGGGAGUCCCCCUGUGCGUUCACUGGAGUGAGCGGGGCGGUGGUGCUGGAGGGGCAACGGCUGUUCCUGCACGGGGUGGAGGGGCGGUACGGCCACGUGCCACUGAGGGCGUCGGGGGACAUGGACCUCAACCAGGGCGCCGGGGGGCAGUACCGCAUCACAGCCCAGGUUCAACCGGUGGAGGCGAAUCUGCUGAUGAAGACGCUCAACGCUAAGCCCCUGCCGUACCCGCUGGCAGGGAGCCUGCAGGGACUGCUCUUCUGCCGCGGGCCUCUCGAUGCGCCGAUCUUUGAAGGCACUGCUGAGCUGGCAGCAGAGCCUGCUGACGUGGAUGCAGCCGUUGCUGCGGUGGCGGGGUCGGAUGCAGCGGGGGCGGUGGAGGCGUGGCGGGGGGAGGGGGCGGUGGGGGCGUAUGACCGCGUGCCUGUCACGGCGGCCACGGCCAACUUCACCUUCAACACGGAUGACUGUGUGAGUGAUGUGAUGCCGGGCAUGGGUGCAAUGCACAUGCUGCAUUUGAUGCAUGGAUGGGCGUUGAGUCAUAAGGGAGACCAUGUUGGCAAGCAACAACCUUUCAUUCAUUACGACUACCAUGUGGCGGAGCUGCAUGGGGUGCGGGCGGUGCCAGUGGGAGGGGGGGAGAUCCGAGGGGCGGGGACGCUGUGGGUGUGCCCUCAGGCAGAGGCGGAUCCAUCGGCAGUGAGUGUGGACUGCUGGGUGGCGGGGGUGUCGCUGGACCGCCUGCUCGCAUUCUACCUGCCGCCCGCCACCGCUGCACCACCCUCGCUGCUUGGCCUCGCCUCAGGCGAGGCUUUUUUCAGAGGCUCCCUGCUCUCCCCCACGGUGGAGGCGGCAUGGAAGGCACCGCAGGCGAGGGGCCCAUUGGAGGGGAUGAGGGGGGAGCUGCCCCCUUUGCCUCCGCGCCCGCGCGUGGAGCGUGUGGAGGCUGAGGCGCGCCUGAGGGCCUUCGACGCCCUCGCGCUGCUGCCCGCCGCCCCCGUGCCCGUGCCGCCCCCGCAGCCCUCCCUGCGGCACCUGCGGCUGUCGGGGCGCUUCAAGCUCUCUGCACGCGUGCCGUGGGGCAGUGAGGUGCAGCCAGGGGCGGUGGACGAGGCAGGGGGGGGAGGAGGCGCGAGGCAGGAGGCAGAGGCGGGGCUGGCAGGGCUGGAGGGGAGUGUGCUCAUUCAGGGGCUGAAGCUCAACCAGCUGCUGCUGGGGGCCAACCUGUCAGGCGCCGUGGCUGUGAGUCCCCACGGCUUCAACCUGCACACCGUGGGCCGUGGCGAUGAGCAGCUCAUGCUGCAACUCUCAGCCAAUGGCGUGCUGCCACCUGUCCCUACAAUCCCCCAUGCCUCGUCGUCCUACAUGCAACAGGCGCAGGCCUCCGAGGCGGCCUUCCCGCUCUUCGAUGUGGGAGCAGCGGCACCAGCAGCAGGCAGCGCGGGCGGCGGUUUAGGGGGUGUAGCGGGGGGAGCGGUGCGGGUGCAGCGGGGGCAGAUGAGUGUGGAGGGGCAUGUGCGGGUGGGGGCAACAGCAGCACUGGAGGUGAGGGCGCUGCCGCUGGACGAGUUGGAGCUGGCGUCGCUGCGCGGGCUGGUGGAGCGUGCUGCCGUGCGCCUCAACUUUGCCAAGCGCCGCGGCCACGGCUCACUGGCAGUGCGACGCCCUCGCUUCAGCGGCAUGCUCUGUGAUGCCCUUCAUGCUGCCUUCCGCUGGACCGGCGACGUGGUGACUCUGGAGCGGUCGGUGCUGGAGCAGGCAAACAGCCGGUACGAGGUGCAGGGGGAGUAUGUGCUGCCGGGGAUGAGGGAGUGGGACAGGGAGCGCGACAGGGACAGAACCACCUCCUCCCACUCAGCCUCCACGCCCACCCCCGAUGCUGCUGCCACUGCGGCUGCCGCGGCCUCAGAGCGCGGCGCUGACAUGGAGUGGGGUGGGGGCGGGCGGCAGAGGGCGAUGCCGGGGCAGCUGCAGGCCAUGAUGACGUCCAUCGGCCGCUGGCGCUUGCGCCUCGAUGUGCCUCAUGCUGACGUCAGCGAGAUGCUGCCGGGGCUGCGCAUUCUGUCGCGCAGCCACGACCCGGCGGUGCUGCUGCGCUCCAAGGAGCUCUUCCUGCACGGCAUCGAGGAGGUUGGCUUCGCCUCCCACUCCCUGCAGCACCAGCUCGAGUAUGUGCGGGAGAAGAGGGAGCGCGAGUGGGAGCCAGCGGGUACGGACGUGGGUGGGGGGGCAGCAGCGGAGGCGCUGCCAGGGCUGGUGGACCUGCGGGGGCGCUGGCACGGCGUGCUGGAGGCGAGUGGGGGCGGCAACGGCGACACGUCAGCGUCGUUUGACGUGCAUGGCAGCGACUGGGAGGCGGGCAGGUACCAGCUGCAGCAGCUGCAGGCGCGGGGGCGGUACAGCAACACGGGGGGGCUGCAGGUGGAGCGGCUGCUGCUGCAGAAGGACGACGGCGCCACGGUGCACGCGGACGGCACUGUCUUUGGCCCCGCGCCCAGCCUGCACUUUGCGCUACUCAACUUCCCCGCCCACCUCGUCCCCACCUUCCUGCAAGCCCUCCACGCCGCGGCGCCCUCCCAGUCCUCCGCUGCUGCUGCUGCCUCUGGUGCGCCGUUCCCCCCCCCGCCCCCUGUGGGUGUGCAGCAGGCGGCAGUGAGGGGCGUGGUGCAUGUGGAGGGCGACCUGUCGGGCUCCUUCGCCCAGCCACAGUGCGACGUGCAGGUGGGUGCACACACUAAAAUGCUGCGCCUACCAGUACUCCAUUGCUCACUCUGCAUGUUCUUGCUCCACUUGCUGCCUUGUUUGUCCGUCUUUCUGAGUGGUCUGUGCUCGUCUCACCCCCCUGCUGCCUCUCCCCCCCCCCCCCCUCCCGCUCCCCUGUGGUGGCAGCUGCGGCUGCUGGACGGGGAGAUAGCGGGCGUGGCGCUGGGCAGGGCGGAGGUGGCGGCGUCGCUGACGAGGGCGUCGCGGCUGCUGUUCCACGCGGUGCUGGAGCCGGCAGUGGAGGCGGGCCAGGUGCGCAUCAAGGGCAACGUGCCGCUGCCGCCGCUGCAGGGGGGCCAUGCAGGGCAGGCGGCUCAGGCAGGGCAGGAGGUGCAGGCAGGGCUGGAGGUGCAGGGCGCAGGCAGAGACAUGGGCGGUGGGGGGAGGAUGGCAGCUUCUGGUGGAGGCAGAGUGCAGGAGAAGCGGAGGGGCAAGGCAGGCGAGAAGAAGCAGAAGGCGGGUGUGGAGGCGACACAGACGAAGGAAGGCGGCGGUGCAGCGCGGGAGAGCAGCCGGUUGUGGCAUGACUGGGACUGGCUGGACAAGGAGGGAGGGCUGUGGAGCGAGGGCAAGGGGAGUGGCGAUGGUGGCGAUGCUGAGGAGAAGGUCGAGGAGGAGGAAGAGCAGGAGGAAGAGGAGGAGGAGGAGGGGGAAGGGGAAGGGGAUGGCGCGCAGAAGGGGCCGGAGCUGCUGCGCAGUCUGGUGGAGCUGGAGCGGGCGUUUGAGGGCGAGGAGCAGGCGGAGCAGAUGCAGGUGGAGGCGAGUGUGCAGGACGCCGGCAUGAUGCUGCUCACCGCGCUCUCCCCCUCCUUCCGCUGGAUCCACGGCCACGCCGCCAUCUCUGCUCAGGUGGGCCAGUCUUAUAGUGACUUCAGCAUUCUUGCUUUGACUUGUCAUUACUCUGCACCCACACGUCUCUCCCCAUGCCUCUCUCUCCCGCGCCUCUCUCCCACGGCGCUGUGCGGGCGGCAGGUGAGUGGCACGCUGGCGCGGCCAGAGGUGGCGGCGGAGGCGGUGUUCAGCCGUGUGACGGCGUCGUCCCCCGUGCUGCCGCGCCCGCUCACGGGCGGGGGGGGGCGCAUCCGCAUCGCAGCGCAGCAGCUGCUGGUGGACGGACUGGAGGGGCGCGUGGGGCGCCGCGGCACUCUGCGCGUCGAGGGCUCGCUGCCCCUCGGCCUGCCCGCACACGAGGGGGGGGGUGAGGGGGCGGAAGGGGAAGGGGAGGAGACGCUUGGUGGGUUGAGGAAGGGAAGCAAGGGGAAGAGGGGGAGUGGGAGGGAAGAGGGGGAGCAUGCAGAGGACAGCAAGGUUGGGGAGGGAAUCAGCAUCACGGCGGAGGGUCUUGAAGUGCGAGCACGCAAUGUGUUCAGUGGUCUGGUAGAUGCGGGCGUGAGUGUGAUGGGCAGCCUGGCCGCCCCUGAGGUGACAGGCUCCAUCCGGCUGUCACGUGGCAUCGCCUACCUGUCGCAGGAGAAGGACCGGGCCGACACCCCCCCCUCCCCCUCCGUGCCCUCCUCGCUGCUGCCCUCCCACCGCCGCAAGACACCUGCACUCUCUGCUGCUCCCUCCACUGCCCCUCCUGCCAAGUCAGCAGCACCUGAUUGGCUGCCGGCUAUGUCCUCCACGGCCGCGUCUUCAGCCAUGAAGCUGCCGGCGUCAGCUCCACAGCAAGAGAGCACAUCAUCGCCGCUAUCUGCCACCACUGCCACCGCCACCUCUGCUGCCACUACAGCAGUGCCGCCUGUGCCGCUGCCAGCAACCCCUGACCUUGCGUCUGCGCCAUCGGCACCGGCGGCACUGGUGCGGCUGCGGGGGCUGCAGGUGGCGCUGGGGCCGGAGCUGCGCGUGGUGUACCCGCUCAUCCUCAACCUCGCCACGCGCGGCGACCUGCACCUCAAUGGCUUCGCCGACCCGCGCCUCGUGCGCCCCUCCGGCACGCUCUUCUUUGAGAACGGCGAAGUCAACCUCGUUGCCACCCAGGUCCCACCCCCCUCUCCUGCCUCCCAUGUCCCACUCCCCCCUCCUGCCCCCUUGCCAUGUUCCCUUCUCCUGCCUACUCGCCAUGCUCCUUUCUCAUGCCCACUCGCCAACCUCCCUUCUCAUGCGCCCUCGCCAUCCUCCCUUCUCAUGCCCCCCGCCAUGCUCUUUUCUGCACCUGACCAAACUUCACCGGCCCUGCCCACACCCCCGUGCCGCAUGUUUCAUGUGCAGCUGCGGCUGAACCGCGACCACCCCAACUGUGCGCGCUUUGAGGCGGCGCUGGGCAUGGAUCCGCUGCUGGACCUGAAGCUGGUGGGGGCGGACUGGCAGAUGCGCAUCCAGGGCCCGGCCAACCGCUGGCAGGACCACGUGGUGCUCACCACGCUGCCGCGCGGCGGCGAGGAGGACGUGCUGUCGCCCGCGGAGGCGGCGCGGCUGUUUGAGAGCCAGCUGGCGGAGUCGCUGCUGGAGAAGGACGGGCAGCUGGCGCUCAAGAAGCUGGCGGCCGCCACGGUGGAGACCCUCAUGCCCAAGAUCGAGAGCCGCGGGCAGUUCGGGCAGGCGCGGUGGCGCCUGGUGAGCGCGCCGCAGAUCCCGAACCUGCUCUCGCUGGACCCCACCUCCGACCCCUUCCAGUCCCUCGCCAACCUCUCCUUCGGCGCCGAGGUGGAAAUCCAAAUCGGCAACAACCUUCAGGUGCUCACCGUGCUGUGGCAUACAUGGAUCUUACAAGCGUAUGAAAUGCAUCAUUGCAUCUGUGGUGCGGCAGCUACGCGAGAGUGA